AUGGAGAGCGCGUCGACACAGCAAUGUGAUGUCAAGGACUGGGCGCGCCAAGUGAAGGGCUACGUCGACCAGGCUUUGCUCAUCUUCCUGGAGCUGCGCAAGCGCGAGGUGUCCCUCGCGGUGCCCGCCCAGUGUUCUUUGAUUGCGCCGUUGGCCAUCGCUGAUGCUGCCUCUGGCGCUAACCUCGCUUCGUUUCGCGAGGUCAUGGACUUCGACAACCUGGUUGCGAGCUUCCCCCGCACCAAGGAGUAUGAGGCAGCGGGGGCGGUGUGGAUGUUGGACCCGGUUUGCGCGGACAUCGACGACGUCGCCGUAAGUCAGCUCGAGGGUGCCAUGAGAAUCUGGUCGGAGGAGACGUUCCUCCUCUCCCCCAAGCACGCGCCCUCGCGGCGCCUGACCUUCGACGUGCCUCUCCCCGCCUUGGUGGUCGACGCUCAGGUCGCCCAGCGCCUUGAGCCUGGCAAGCCUGGGGUUAGCUUGACAGAGCCUCUGGCCAUGAUCGCGGGCCGCGCGGCGGUGACCACGUGGUAUUCUGCCAUGGGCGAGGCGCUCAAGGAGUCCAACGAGGACCGCGCGUGGCAUCUGUUCAACGCCGCGUUGCCCGCCCCCAUCAGGACGCGCGCGCUGCCCGAUGCGGACGCGACCCACUUGGCGGCCCUGAGGUUUGGAGAGAAGAUGUUCACUGCGAUUGCUGCCUCUGGCGCAGAUAGCUUCUGGUGGUUCGCAGAAAAAGCGUGCCGCUUGACAAGCGCGCGCGCCAGUCUCGACAGAUCGGAAGCAGUGGCGAGGCUGGAGGCUGCGCUGAAGGCCUACGGCCCCCAGUUCAAAGGGAACCCGUGCACCGCCGCAACUGCCGCGGCGCUGAAAGGUUUGCACGCUUUCGUCCUCGACAGCGCCUGCGCCUCGGCUUUCUCGCUGGCCGAAGCAUAUAUCCCAGAGCUUCUCGAACCUACGCUUCUCAUGAAGAUCGGCUUCGCAUGCUCCACAAGGGCUGUCUCUAACGACGAGGCCAGGGAACUGUUCGUUUUCACCCUGAACACUUGCCGCGUGGCCCGCCUGGCGGGCGACGCCCCGAAGGGCGAGAAACUGGCCGUGGGCCGGGCCUGCGGGCGCAAUUGUAAAUCGCCAGGGAUGCUCCGCGCGCCCUUCAAGAAAAAGAAGCUCGUCGAGUACAUUUUCCACGGCGCCUCUCUCAUGCGCAAGGAACAUGGGCGCGAAGUGGCCGCAUUCAAAACACCUCUCCGCGUCCUCCAGCGGUUCGCUGCCUCUGGCGCGGAUGGGCCCGUGGCUUCGCACCGCGUGUCCGACUCAGGCGGCGGCGCCGACGGGGUGGAGAUAUUGUUCGCGCUCCGCGUAGCUGAGUAUCGGAACGCCGUGGAUUGCAAGUCGAAGGCGGUGAUCGACGUCGCGCGGCCUCUGUGGUCGGGCGCUUUCGACGAAGAAAUCGUCGAGCUUGCCGAGCAGGAGAUGCAGAACAGCGCGCCUGAGCUGGGUGUCAGGUACCGCGCUCUCGUGACCGCCUGCGCGGGCGGGCCGAUCCCCGCCGACCCCGAGCUGGAUGCAAAUCUCGGCUUGUCGGGGUACUCAGUGGGGCAGAUGCAGAGCGUGUGGGGCGCGCUCAGCUUGGGGCACCGCUUCGCGAGGAAGAAGACCGACGUUCGCGCGUUCGUCCUCUCAGCGGAGCUCUUCCCGCCCAGCGUCGUCAAGCAAGGCGUCAAGGCGAGGCUGUGCGAGCAGUUGCCGUGCGACGAGGCGAAGUUCAAGCGAGUCAUCGAGUUCUCUUUGCAGAAGAGGCAGAAGGAUGACAUCCUCAUCUUCCUCGACGGCAGGAGCCGCGCGAAUCGCCGGGUCAGUGAGGCCCUCGAGGCCAAGUUGGAGUCAGGAGGCCCCCGCGCUUUCGUUGAGUGCUGGAUCGUGUGCGAGCAGCCAAACAAGAAGGAGGAUCCGCGGUCCCCGGCCAGGGCGCACAGCUACACCAAGAACAACAGGGAGACGGCGAUCUUCUCGCUGCCAGUCAAGGGCCAGCGGAAGGUGGUGCACCGUUCGGAGUUCAACGCGCGCGGCGAGUCCUCGACCGCAGACGCGACGUACACUGGCGCCACAAUGCGGCGUCUUUCCGAGCUCCCUCGCCUGAGCUACGAGACCAAGGCGAGCAUCCUGGGAGCUGCAUCUUGCGCUGGCGUUGACGGCGCCAAGCCGAGGAUUCCGCGCCUGCAGGUGAAGCCCAUCAGCCUGUGGCAGACGAUCAUGGGGCACCGCAGCGUGACCCGCAUCGUGGACUUCACUCCAGGCUCUGGCGCCUUGGCUGUCGCUGCCGCUGGCGCAAUGGAGUGCGAAGGCGUCGCUUGCAACGAGGACCAUCGGGGCUGGCUCGACUCCAUCGUGGACAGGUGCGUGAUGUACAAGGCGGGCCAGGAGGAGGGGUGCGCGCAUCAAUUGGGCGGCGACGCCGACUUCGUCGAGAAAGCUAGCAAGUAUUUCAGCGGAAACAUGAUGGAGGCGAAACGUCUGCUGAUGCCGCUGGUCGACGAGGUCGGCGGGGGCGAGGAUGAGGACGAGGACGAGGAUGACGAAGAGUAG
Prorocentrum cordatum is the source of this 2580-nucleotide messenger RNA. The record is from the annotation of a GenBank genome assembly. NCBI's taxonomy places the organism in Eukaryota, Dinophyceae, Prorocentrales, Prorocentraceae.